AUGGACGUUUACAAAAUACUCGUGGUAGGAGAAGCUAAAACAGGCAAAUCAACCUUAAUCUAGAGCUACCUACAAUCCGACUUAGGUGAACCAGAAGGCAUGAAGACUGCUUCGUCAAGGAAUACAUUUUUGCCAUCUCAAAACAAAAAUAGCACUAAUAGCUCAACGAUGGACUUCGUGCUCAAAAUCUUAAAUGUUAAUGGCCAAAAAGUGAGAGUGCAGCUGUGGGAUAUGGCAGGUGGCCAAGAUACUACCUCUGCCUUCGCGCCUUUAUUCAUUAGAAACGCAGUAGGAUGCAUAAUUAUCGCCAGCUCAAAUAAUCAAAAAUCAAUCAAUGAGUAAGACAUUCCAGGUUUACCUUCUCUUCCAGCUGCGCUAGUUGUGAAUCACUGGGGAGAUACCAAGAUAUAUCAAGCAAUUAGUGUGAAUUAGAACCUUAAGAAUCAGUGUGACAGUCUAGGUCAGCAGCUGGAGUUAUAAGUGCAUCAUGUUAAUGCAAUUACAAAUGAGAACAUCCCCGAUGCCCUCGAAUAGUUCAUUUAGGCUAUACUUGAUGAUUAAGAGAAGAACAGAGCAAAGAAUGAUAUGCUGGAUGAUCUUUGGGAUGAAUCCUUCAAGCAUAAAAGCACUAACAGACCUGAUAUCAAACUUAAUACAGGAUCUAACGUAAGCAUGCCGUCAGUAAUCAAUUACGGAAGUGUCAAUAAAAGAUAGAGUGUUUAGCUUACUAAUCCUAAUAAAAGUGAUAAAGAUCUUAAAGUUUAAAGAAAAAAUUGUAUGUGCUGA
Molecule: messenger RNA, 786 nt
Organism: Stylonychia lemnae
Lineage: Eukaryota; Ciliophora; Spirotrichea; Sporadotrichida; Oxytrichidae
Source: the annotation of a GenBank genome assembly